AUGAAAAUCUUCAAGAAAUUGGAGAUUAAUAUACACUUCUCUGAAGCUCUGCAACAAAUGACUUCAUAUGUUAAAUUUUUGGAGGAGCUCCUCACAAAGAAAAGGAAGUACAUUGACGAAGAAACUAUUGAAGUUCAAGGAAUCUCUAGUGUUAUCAUACAAAAGCUCCUACCCCCCAAGUAUAAAGAUCUAGGAAGUUUCACCAUUCCCUACACUAUAGGGAAUAUCUCUAUUGGAAAAGCACUUAUUGAUCUGGGAGCCAGUAUUAAUCUCAUGUCGCUAUCCAUGUUUGAAAAGAUUGAGGGGUUGGAACUCAAGCGUACUCGGAUGACUCUUCCACUUGUAGACAAAUCUCUGAAAUAUCCUUAUGGGGUGGCUGAAGAUGUGCUUAUGAAAGUAGAUAAAUUUCUUUUUCCUGUGGACUUUGUCAUCAUGGAGUUGGAGGAGGAUUUGAAUGUACCUCUUAUUCUUGGGAGACCUUUUAUGAAGACAGCAAGAGUUUUGAUUGAUGUGGAAAACGGCAAACUAAAGGUGAGAGUGCAAGAUGAAGAAGUAAAUUUUGAUGUCUUUAAAGCCAUGUCUCACCCAAAAGAUGAUAAGGAAUGUUUUCAUCUUGAUGCUUUUGAUGAAAUUUGUAUGAUCCAAGAAAACAACGCAAGUGAUACUCUUUCUUUGGAGGAAAUACUAGUUGACACUUGUGAAGAGCUGAAUGAAAAAGAAGAGGAAUUAAUUUAUGAGUUCUUCAUUGAUUUGGAAGAAUUAAAAAAGGAUCCUUUCCAAAAUACAGAAGAAAAAGCCAAGGAAAGCAAAAAGGAGUUGAAGAUGUUACCACCACACCUGAAAUAUGUGUUUCUAGAAGAAGGUGGGAACAAACUAGUCAUCAUUAACAACUCUCUGUCUCCCAAAGAAGAAGAAAAGUUGGUAGAAAUACUCAAAGCCAACAAAAGAGCAAUUGGAUGGUCAAUCUCAUAUCUCAAAGGUGUAAGUCCAACAUAUUGCAUGCACAGGAUAUUCAUGGAAGAUGAUUACAAACCAGUUGCCCAACCAUAG
Molecule: messenger RNA, 1050 nt
Organism: Vigna umbellata (rice bean)
Lineage: Eukaryota; Viridiplantae; Streptophyta; Magnoliopsida; Fabales; Fabaceae
Source: RefSeq, a predicted model, not a curated record